AUGUAUCCCCCUCAGAAUGUUUUAGCAAUGACUGAAUCAGUACACUGCAGAUUUGAAGGAUCUAAUAUAAAUCCAGAAAAGCUGAGUGCUAUACAGAGAUGUGUAGCCGUCGCUGAGGCACCUCAGCGUAGGUGUCCUCCUGCUGUAGAGCAUGAGUCUAUCGUGACUAAAUCUAAGAAUGACACCCCAUUUUUCCCUGCCAGUGUUAGGGGAACCCCCGAACAGUUGACAGUGGAAUUGCAUAGUGGUUCUCCUUUGAAUUUGAUAAGUGAGUCUACUGCUGAUUUCUUUGGCCUUGAAGUUGUAAUCGAUACGUUUGGUUACAGUGACUAUGUUGACCCUGAAGUGUCGUUUGCCUUACCAUCUGGCAUUGUUGGCAUUACAUCUUUUUCUCUUUUCUAUGAUGAAUGUGAGUUGUAUUAUGAUGGUUUCGUGGUUGAAGAUAGUGUGGUGAACUUUGAUGUGAUGGCUGGGGCUCCCUUUAUGGAGAAGAAUGAUGUUUCCAUUCGACCUUCUAAACGCCAAAUCAUGUUUGGGGACUACCAUACUUUUUCUUACAUGUCAUCUAAUCAGUUUCCCCAAUCUAGUCCCACUAGUAUGAAUGAGUUAGAUGUGCUGGAUUGUGCAGUGGGUAUGAUAACGCAAGGAUCUGAGAGUGAGUGCAAACAUACUAAUCCUGGAUUUGACUGUGAGUGUAAACACACUCUUCCACUAAAUGACUGUUCUCAAGUAUACAGAGAGAUCAUGGAUGUUGGGUGUAAUGUAGAGGUGAAUGAGACUGAAGCUGAUCAUCCACACAUUCACCAGUCUAGCGACAAUGAUAACAUACACAAUGAGGUCAUGGAUGUUGAGUGUAAUGUAGAGGUGAAUGAGACUGAAGCUGACCAUCCACACAUUCACAAGUCCAAUGACAACAUACACAAUGAGGUCAUGGAUGUUGAGUGUAAUGUAGAGGUGAAUGAGACUGAAGCUGACCAUCCACACAUUCACAAGUCCAAUGACAACAUACACAAUGAGGUCAUGGAUGUUGAGUGUAAUGUAGAGGUAAAUGGGAAUGAAGCUGACCAUCCACACAUUCACAAGUUCAAUGACAUUAACAUGCACAGUGAGUUUGGAUUGAUGACCAGUGUGGAGACUGAAAGUGUUAUGACUGAGUAUGAUGUUGGAAACCCAGACUUGGGAUUUACGUCACCACUACAUGUGUCGAAGAUGGAUGGUGAGAUUGGUGAGACGUUGAGUGAAAGCGUUGAGAUAGUGACAGUCACAGAAUCCAAAAGCUGUAAGCCUGCUGUGAGUACUGACGAUAAUUGCUGUGAUCGUGCUAAGCUAUGCGUAAAGACAGUAGGUGCAAUUGGGUCACAUUACAAUUGUCAGGUAAAACAUCAACAUGAACAUGAUAUUAGUUGCAGCAGUGACCUAUCGUGUGUAAAGGUCGUAGGUGAAAUUAGGUCACAUAACAAUCGGGAAAAUUACCAACAUACACAAUUUUACAGUGUUCCUGAUACUGAGCCUAGCUCUGCAUCUGGUGUUCCUGGUACUGAGCCUAGCUCUGUUGUUCCUGAUACUGAGCCUAGCUCUGACAUUCCUGAUACUGAGCCUAGCUCUGGUGUUCCUGAUACUGAGCUUAGCUCUGUUGUUCCCGACACUGAGCCUACAUGUAGCUAUGGCGUUCUUGAUACUGAGCCUAGCUCUGGUGUUCCUGGUACUGAGCAUAGCUCUGGUGUUCCCGGUACUGAGCAUAGCUCUGGCCUGCCCGGUAAUGAGCCAAGCUUUGACAUUCCUGAUACUGAGCUUAGCUCUAAUACUAAGCAUUCCUGUAGUGUCUUGGUAAUGAGCCUUACAUCAGCUCUCUUGUGUCUUGUCGUGAACAUAGCUCUAGUGGUAGUAUGCUCUUGUUUCAUCGCUACUCAUGUUUCGGAAGCGGAGCCUAGCCUUGCUGUUGCAGGUUAUGUACACAGUGAUGACAUCACUUCAAUACAUCAUUGUGCCAUCAUUCGAUCGCUUUCGCAUGACCUUUAUUCUCCUUUCGCUACAGUAGAGAACCGUAUUCGCGAAAUCCAUGAUCGGCUUGAAAACCGAACCACUGACUACCCGUCAGACAUAGAGUACGUCAAUGAGAGUAUCCGCAGUACAGAUCGUUAUUUCGGUUUCGUUCGUUGUACACGUGAUCAUGAUAUGCCCAGACAUGUUUGUGGUGUCUGCAACACAGAUCGUUUUCGGCAUUUCGGCGUCGUUCAUUGUACACACGAUCAUGAUAUGCCCCGGCAUGUUCGUGGUGAGCCGUGUCACCACACAGACGCUUACCUUGAUAUUGCACUGUGUUCCUUUCUCAUCAAUGGUAACCAUCACUUUACGAGUCUCUUACCUUAUGAGGUGUUCUAUGGAUGCACAGCUUACAUGCCUUCUGUAGCUAGUAUCAUCUGGUCGCCCUACAUGGACUGUAUAGCUUAUAGUACAAUAGACAAGGAUUUGGCACCUUGCCUUAGUCCCAAGACGCCUACUCUCCUACAGAAUCCUGCUGAUCGAUUGAUAUUGCCUGUUGUCCAUCACGCUACUGAUCCUGAUGUGAUUUUGCUGCUAUCUUACCUGUGUGACUACAUCUGUUCUGGUAACCGGUCCUCUGCAUAUGAUGUCAUGACUAGUCUUCCCACCUCAUGGCUCUUUGAGGACGGAAAAGCGGCCCACAGUAGCACACCCUUACUCCAUGUUCAUGGAAGUUCGUCACGCACCGUAUUACCGGUGUCCAACCCAGUCCGUACCCCUGCUGUUGUUGAUCAGCCCUUGAGGAUCCAACCCCCCGUUGGAUCUUGGCCUAGAUGCGUCGCGACCAUUGGACACCAGGAUUGGCUUCUAUGGACUUGUGGACCUCGCCCACCGUCGCCCUUUUCUGAUGGAACUCGCAUGAUCCCCAAUCCCAUGAUGUACCUCGCAUGAUUCCCUACCCCUGAUGGAACUCACUUUUCUGGUCGGAGUGUGGUUGUAAUGCGACCUUGGCUUUCUGGACUCUUUCAGGCUCAUAUGAUGACUUCGCA
This is a messenger RNA of Lytechinus variegatus (green sea urchin), 3032 nucleotides long. RefSeq lists its product as uncharacterized. The record is from RefSeq and is a predicted model, not a curated record. The coding region runs from base 1 to 2934 and encodes 977 amino acids. Lineage: Eukaryota; Metazoa; Echinodermata; Echinoidea; Temnopleuroida; Toxopneustidae. The transcript has 3 exons.